AUGACUUGCAGCCCUGGGUGCGCAUACAACAUAUCUGUAGCGGGUUUGUCAAAGCACCUACCAAGUGAUAUGGUGACAUCUGCCAUAUUUUUAGCUGCGCUACCGAGAAACAUAGUUGUUAAUUUUACCACUACGACGACAGAGAUCUCACUAAUGGUGUCCUUCGACAACUAUAGUUCAGCUGUGGACUAUACAAUCACUGUGACUUGGGAAUUAUUGCCACGUACAUGCAGUGAUGUGGCUGGAGUGUCUGAUAGUGAGACAUAUUAUACAUAUGUGCGUAUGAUGGAGUACACAAUAACCGGAUUAAAUGCUAAUAGUUUAUACAGCAUAACAGUGUUAAUAAGCAAUCCAGCAGGGAAUGUGACCAGUCAUCCUAUCAAUGCAACAACCCAAGAACAAGAACCAUCUUCUCCUCCUGAACUGAUAAAAGCUGAUCCCGGGACAUUCAGUAUUACGGUGAGCUGGAACUCUGUUCAGUGCUCCCACCAACAUGGAAGAAUAACAGGAUAUGUGGUGAAAUACCGCAAAUAUAACAGCAAUGUUACCCUGACCAAACAAACAGAGGCUCUGGAGCUAAAAAUCACAGACCUACAGCCUUCAACUUCGUAUGUCAUUGAAGUGGGAGCAGAGAAUGGUGCUGGUACUGGAGUCUAUGGAAUCAUCACCCCUAUGCCAGAAACAAAGCCAUUUGAAGUGUUUAUGAUCUCCAAAACGUCAUCAUCUAUCGAGUUAGGAUGGUCCCAAGUUGAUUACAAUACCACAAGAACAGUAAUUGUAAUGUGGGAAGCAAAAACAUGUGUGAACUCUCAUGGAAAUCAAAGCACCGACCUUAAAGACGUGUCUUAUGUGAUAUCACCAUUGGAGGAAUACACUAGUUACAUAAUCACAGGGUGUGUGGAAGAAAUUCCAUCUGCUCGCCAUUCAGUUACGGUCACAACCGACGAAGAAGCUCCAUCUGCUGCCCCUGUUAAUAUUACCGUUGUCAGCACAACAGCAUAUAGCAUCACAAUUGAAUGGGGUCCUGUGCCAUGUAUUCAUCAGAAUGGACUCAUUACUGGCUAUAUCAUACACUACAGUAGUCAAACAGAUGACCAUGAAAAAAGCAUUGGAAACACAACAACGUUUGAGAUAACUGGAUUGAAACCAGCUAUGGAGUAUGAAGUAGAAGUAGCUGCUUUCAAUGUAGGAGGUAGAGGACCUUUUACCAGCACAUUUCUCGAAGUCAAUACCACAGAGGACUCUAGUGUUACCCCAGACCCGACAAAAUCAACAACAAUGACUCCAUCUUCACCUGAGUCACCAACUUCUCAUACCACAGAGGAUGAUACCAGGGAACGUAGUGGUGACAUUGGUGGGGCAGUGGGUGGUGUGGUGGUGUCUGUUCUGGUCAUUUUUGCAACCACUGUGGGAAUCAUUGCUGUCAUCUGGCUAUUGAGAAGGAAAAAGUUUACUCUGUUUCCAGUGGGACACAUUAGAGUUUUGUCUAAACAAAGCGCCAUGCCAGACUCUAAAGACAUGUCUUUGGACCAAAUCUCCAUUGGAGAGAGUCUGGCAGACCCAGAGCUAUCCUCUGAGGCUGAGACAGUGGGAAUUGCACCAGACUCCACACUGCUUCAGUCUCAGAAUGGUGCCACGUCAGAUGGUAUCUCACAGCAACAAGCUGCAGAGGAAGAUAAGCUACCCCUCUCAUCACCGGAGAAGGUAGUAGACCCUGAGACAGAGGGAGAGAGUGAGAAGACAGGGGAUGGGAGAGAGAGAGGCUCAGCUCCGGAGAGUCCGGUCAAGGAAUCCCCGAAAACACUGUCUAUACCAGUGGCUAUGUUUGGGGCCCACGUGGAGAAGAAUCACACUAACAGCAACGAACUGUUCAAGGCAGAGUUUGAGGCACUGAGUGAUGGCGAAGGAAAGUCAGUAGCUAUAGCAAAGAGUCUAGAGAACAGGAGAAAGAACCGCUUCGCCAACAUUUCAGUGUAUGAUGAUAAUCGUGUGAUCCUGAGCCCACUAGGUGACCUCAUUAAUGAUUACAUCAAUGCAAGUCAUGUGGAUGGGUAUACCAGACCAAAGAAAUUUAUAGCGGCCCAAGGGCCAAUCCCCAGCAGUAUAGUAGACUUCUGGAGGAUGGUGUGGCAGGAGAAAGUGCCGUCAGUGGUGAUGAUCACCAACCUGGUGGAGGGGAAGAAGACAAAGUGGAAGACCAGGAAGGUGAAUCAUUUCCACUACACAGCCUGGCCAGACCACGGAGUACCUGACUAUGCCACCUCCAUACUCAACUUCCAUAAGAUGGUUAUGAAAGACCACAAGGCCCACAGAGGUCCUCUAAUAGUGCACUGUAGUGCUGGUGUUGGUAGGACAGGGACAUUCAUAGCCAUAGACCAUGUCCUGGAGCAGAGGGAGACAGAGGGAGUGGUGGACAUCCUUGGAGUCAUCCUCAAACUACGGCAACAGAGAACCAACAUGGUCCAGACUCUGGACCAGUACAUCUUCAUCCAUGAUGCAAUACUGGAGUCAGUCACAUGUGGAGACACUGAGAUUGAGGCUGGGGACCUGAGGAAGAGACUGGCUCAACUCAAGACCAGAGAUGAGUCUGGUCGCUCUGGACUUGACCUACAGUUUGCCAUCCUGGACCAGGUGAGUUCAAACGUAGGAGAGGCAAAGUCAUUUGCUGCACAAAAUAACCUCGACAAGAAUAGAUCUACUGACUUCUUACCAGUGGACAAUUGGAGAGUUGUUUUGAAAGGAGAAAAUCCGGACUACAUACAUGCUAGCAGUGUCCAUGGCUACAAGAAGCACAGGGCGUUCAUCAUCACACAGGGACCGAUGCGCUCCACUGCCAGAGACUUCUGGAAGAUGGUCUACAGCAGGAAGUGUAGUGUGGUCGUCAUGUUAUCAGACCUCAUUGAACUUGAUGAGGAGGUGUGCUACCAGUACUGGCCUGGGAAGAGAGCACAGACAUAUGGGGAGUUCAGAGUAGAGCUGCUCAAUGAGGGGUGGAAGAGUGGAUUCUUAUACAGAAACUUCUCUGUCCAACAGGCCAAGUUUGCCACAGCCCAUCAGGUGUGGCAGUUCCACAUCCCAGAGUGGAGCUCAGACUACCAGUGGUGUGGGGAUGUGAAUGCCAUGGUCUCUGUCAUAGAGGAAGUCUCAAAGGUCCAGAGGAAGACUGGGAACCACCCCAUUGUCGUCCAUGGACUUGACACAGUGAGUAGAUCAGCCAUAUUCUGUGGUGUGGCCACCACCAUUGAGAGGUGUAAGACAGAGGGAGUGGUGGAUGUGUUCCAGGUGGUCAAGGCCAUCAGAGUUCAGAAACCUGGAGCCAUACAAACUUUGGAACAGUAUCAGUCAAUUUAUGAAGCUCUUUUGGUGUUCAUUGACUCAUUUGAAACAUACUCAAACUUUACAACAUAGCUUUUUUAUCGUCAUAUCAGAUUUU
Geodia barretti is the source of this 3433-nucleotide messenger RNA. NCBI's taxonomy places the organism in Eukaryota, Metazoa, Porifera, Demospongiae, Tetractinellida, Geodiidae. The record is from the annotation of a GenBank genome assembly.